GUGAACUUUGUGGAGGAAAGUAAAAACCGCUGCUGUCCGUCCCUCCUUUCAGUUCCUCCCAAAAAGCUCAGUCGUCUUCCUUGUUCUUCUCUUUUUUCCCAGCCCACUGACUUGUCCCCAAAUCCCAGCUGCGCGUUUUCUAGGGUUUAUCAAUUCUCACUUUCUGGUAACCGAUUUUUUCUCCUUUCUCUCCUUAUUUAUUUGAUUUUCUGUUGUCGUCUAUUAAAUAUACUGAUUAAUUCAAAAGAUACAAUUCUUAUUCCUUCGCAUCUCAGAUUUUGGUUUCAAAUUUUCCGAUCGAUUACCUUUUCUCGUUCAAUUUUACUUCGAUCUGUGCUUUAAUUUGAUUGAUUUCUGGAAUGGCGAACAUUGAUAUUGAAGGAAUACUGAAGGAGAUUCCCGAGGAUGGAAGAGUGCCAAAGACGAAGAUCGUGUGUACUCUAGGGCCAGCUUCGAGGUCGGUGCCGAUGCUCGAGAAGCUGUUGAGAGCCGGGAUGAAUGUAGCUCGAUUUAAUUUCUCACAUGGAACCCAUGAAUAUCAUCAGGAGACUCUUGAAAAUCUCAAGAUUGCUAUGCAGAACACACAGAUCUUGUCUGCUCUUAUGCUUGAUACCAAGGGACCUGAAAUUCGUACUGGAUUUCUGAAGGAUGGGAAGCCCGUUCAACUGACAGAGGGACAUGAAAUCACCGUUUCCACUGACUACACUAUCAAGGGAGACUCAGAGAUGAUUUGUAUGAGCUAUAAGAAGUUGGCUGUGGAUCUUAAACCAGGAAACGUCAUCUUGUGUGCCGAUGGUACUAUUACCCUCACUGUUCUGUCUUGUGAUACAGCUGCUGGAACUGUGAGGUGCCGAUGUGAGAACACUGCCGUGUUGGGUGAGAGGAAAAAUGUUAACCUUCCUGGUGUUGUUGUUGAUCUGCCUACCCUCACAGAGAAGGAUACAGAAGAUAUAUUGGAGUGGGGUGUACCAAACAACAUUGAUAUGAUUGCUCUGUCUUUUGUCCGAAAGGGGUCUGAUCUUGUUCAUGUCCGUAAGGUUCUUGGUCCCCAUGCUAAACAUAUUCAAUUGAUGUCAAAGGUUGAGAACCAGGAGGGUGUGAUCAACUUCGACGAGAUUUUAAGGGAGAGUGAUUCUUUCAUGGUUGCUCGUGGUGAUCUUGGAAUGGAGAUUCCAGUUGAAAAAAUCUUCUUGGCACAGAAGAUGAUGAUUUACAAGUGUAACCUUGCAGGCAAACCAGUGGUAACUGCAACCCAGAUGCUUGAAUCUAUGAUAAAAUCACCAAGGCCCACCCGAGCUGAAGCCACCGACGUCGCCAACGCCGUCCUUGACGGAACCGAUUGUGUGAUGCUUAGUGGCGAGAGUGCAGCCGGGGCUUACCCCGAGCUAGCUGUCAAGAUCAUGGCUCGUAUCUGUAUCGAGGCGGAAUCUUCCCUCGAUUACGCGGCCAUCUUCAAGGAAAUGAUCAGGGCAACUCCACUCCCAAUGAGCCCAUUAGAGAGUCUUGCAUCUUCCGCUGUCCGAACCGCUAAUAAAGCGCAGGCGAAGCUCAUUGUUGUGAUGACACGUGGCGGUACAACUGCCAAAUUGGUCGCUAAGUACAGGCCCGCAGUACCGAUCCUGUCAGUAGUUGUCCCUGUAUUGACAACUGACUCUUUUGACUGGACUUGCAGCGAUGAAACCCCAGCAAGGCACAGUCUUGUGUACAGAGGUUUAAUCCCUCUAUUAGCCGAGGGGUCUGCUAAGGCAACUGACUCGGAGUCUACCGAGGUGAUAUUGGAGGCUGCCUUGAAGAAAGCAACCGAGAGGGGGUUGUGUUUGCCUGGUGAUGCUAUCGUGGCACUUCAUCGUAUUGGUGCUGCAUCCGUGAUCAAGAUAUGCAUCGUGAAGUAAUUGUUGUCAACAGCGUACUUUAGUCUUGACACUGGUCCAUUGGAAGUAUGGGCGGUAUGUUGGUGGCUUACCUUAUUUUGAUGGUACUUUUACUACGGUUUGUAAUGUCUUGGCCGAAUUAUUUUUGGAUUACUCUUAGUUGUUAUGAUUAUGGUCUUACAACAGAUCAGUGUUUUGCAUCUCUUAAACUAGAAAUAAACCCAAGGACAGAUAAAUCUCAGGCAACUGUGUUUUUAAUUCUUGGA
This is a messenger RNA of Spinacia oleracea (spinach), 2137 nucleotides long. Its product is annotated as pyruvate kinase, cytosolic isozyme. Bases 360 to 1892 code for a protein of 510 amino acids. Gene Ontology annotation, molecular function: magnesium ion binding; potassium ion binding; pyruvate kinase activity. The record is from RefSeq and is a predicted model, not a curated record. Gene Ontology annotation, biological process: glycolytic process. The transcript is spliced from 4 exons. Lineage: Eukaryota; Viridiplantae; Streptophyta; Magnoliopsida; Caryophyllales; Amaranthaceae.